Molecule: messenger RNA, 969 nt
Organism: Anopheles nili
Lineage: Eukaryota; Metazoa; Arthropoda; Insecta; Diptera; Culicidae
Product: 10 kDa heat shock protein, mitochondrial
Exons: 2
Coding region: 118-423 (101 amino acids)
Cellular component (GO): mitochondrial matrix
Molecular function (GO): protein-folding chaperone binding; protein folding chaperone; ATP binding
Source: RefSeq, a predicted model, not a curated record
GGUGCGGUAUCGCGUCUCAAUCGGGCUCGUGGAUAAUUACGUGAAAUAUAAUCUGGUGUGACUGCAGAUUAUUAUCGUACCUUCCCAAUAUCACCUCAUAGCAAACUAGCUAAGAAAAUGUCUGCCGUAAAACGUCUGCUGCCUCUUUUGGAUCGCGUGCUUAUCCAGCGCGCUGAAGCUCUCACAAAAACCAAGAGCGGAAUUGUGAUCCCCGAAAAGGCUCAAUCGAAGGUACUUGAAGGUACGGUGAUCGCGGUCGGACCGGGAGCUCGUAACUCCCAGACUGGUGCACAUGUGCCGCUUUCUGUGAAGGUCGGUGAAAAGGUGCUGUUGCCAGAGUAUGGCGGCACCAAGGUGGAGCUGGGAGACAGUAAAGAGUACCACCUCUUCCGGGAAGCUGACAUUCUCGCCAAGGUCGAAUAAGAACCAUGCCGUCGCUUACGUGUGUGCUGCAGGACAGACGCAUAAUGUGCGAUACACGUGCAUCAUGGAGCGAAGAACGUUAAAAAAAACCCUACAAACAAACAAACUAACCCAGUGAAUACCCGCCUGCGAUGUUUGGUUGAGAACGGGCCGUGUUCAUUAGAUCUUGAACCUCUUAUCAGCAAGGCAGCCCUUACGAGCUCGGGCAAAAUAUGAAGAAUGACUCUACCAGUUGUUAAAGUUGUACUUGUUCGUUCGCUAUGGCCUAGCAACAGGUGACGCUGUUGUGGCCAGAUAGGCUUCGUUCGGAUCGUGUCAUGGACCACCAAAGACAUUGAAAUGAUGUAAUUUGCUGCUCCUGUUACACGAUCCUUACGGAAUCUCCGACUGUUCCCGUUCGUUCGAGGGCUUCCUUUGUCUAUCAAGUUCAUAUGCUAGGACGCUUGAUAAUCAAAUGCAGCCGGCGUCGAACGUGUCACACAGAAAGGAAAUCGAUUAGUAAAGAGAUAAAUGUAUGAUUUCAACAAUCCUUAAUAAUAAACACAA